Molecule: messenger RNA, 2364 nt
Organism: Stylonychia lemnae
Lineage: Eukaryota; Ciliophora; Spirotrichea; Sporadotrichida; Oxytrichidae
Source: the annotation of a GenBank genome assembly
AUGAAAAUAACAUCUUCAAUUGCUAGAAAAUCAGUUAAUUAGUCUAAGUCUAUGAAUCAGAAAAAUAUGGCAAUUAAUCAAACCACCGAGACUAGCCUUGAUAUUCACAAUUCUAAUGCGCAACCCUCUUCUCUGACAGUCAAUUAAAAAUUGCAGGGUGGGCUAAACUAGAAUCAAAAUAAUAUCAUAAGUCAAUAAUUGUUUGAAAACCAGGCAAUUGGUUCAACUUUAGACUCUCAGUUAACUGAAAACCUUCACAGAGUCUACGAUGUUGAUGAGGGAGAAUAUAGAGAUAUCAGAGACGAUGAGAUUUGUUCCAUAGACUCAACUGCCUUCUUUGAUAAAAGAGCUGGCAAGAAAUUUACUCUGUUGCCUAGGUCUUCAACCGUCCAGAGUAAGUUCUGGAGUCUGUUUUGGAAUAGAAAGGACAAAGCAAAUAAUAACCUCAUUAAAGCAGCGAAGGAUGGAAACAAUAAAAAAAUUUUGAAACUGCUUAAUAGGCUGAAGAAACCAGAAAAAAUAGCUGAUAUUCACUUUUGCGAUACUCAGGGGUUAUCUGCUCUGCAUACAGCAAGUAAAUACAAUUAAUAUGAAGCCUUGAGAUUACUUAUACUAUCAGGGGACGCUAACAUCAACAUGCCUACAAUGAACGAAUUAAGACAAACUUCCUUGCAUAUAGCUGCUAUUGAGCAACAUAUUCUCCUAGUGAAAUCACUGAUUUAGGAAUUUAAUGCUGAUGUGAAUUGCUAGGAUGGAUAGCUCAAUACCCCUUUGCAUUAUGCUGUUUAAACUAACAACCAUAGAUUAGUGAAAAUGAUAUUGGAAUCGAAUGCAAACCUUGAAUUAACUAACAUGCAAAAUUAAAAGGUGAAUGAUCUCUAAAUGAGAUAGAAUAUAAAAUAAGAGCUAUAAUAAUACGAAAGGAGAAAAUUAAGAAAAUUAUCAGAUGGAGCGAGCAGCUAAGGCAAUCGGGUUAGGCCUACCUCAAAAGAAAUUUCUGUUCAAGAAAAGCAGUCUCUUUAUUCUAAACAGAGUUUGAAACUGACUAACAAAAAGGAGGAAGAGAGACUAGGUUUGCUUAUUCAAGACACAAGCAAUGAAAAAAUUAGAACGAAAUCAAAAAAUGCAUAGUAACUAACUAAACUUGAUGAUGCUUUGAAGAAAAUAGAUUUUAAAGGUCCUAAAUAGUCCUAAAACUUAGAAAAUUUGAUUUAAGAUUUGAAUAGUCCUAAUUUAAAUGAACAAGAUACUCUGCAAAAUUCUGGGGAACAUAGUUACCAAGAUGAAAUCGAUCAAGAUCUCAGAUUAGAAGAAGACUAUCUAAGAAGAAUUAAGGAAACAGAGAAAUUAAGAGAGGAACUAAAGAAGCAGAUAUAGGAUUAAAACUCACCUAAGCCUCAAGUAAAAUAGAAAACAACAAUCUAUAACUUUAUUCCAAUCGCAAAAUUAGGAGAGGGAUCUUACGGUUAGGUUUACUUAGUUGAAGAAAUAGACUCCAGAAAGAGGUAUGCAAUGAAGAUGCUUGACAAAAAGAAAAUCAUUGAGUCAGAUCUACUAAGGUACACAGUAACUGAAAAAGAGAUUUUGCAAAAAGCUGACCACCCAUUUGUUGUUAAGCUUUUUUACGCAUUUCAGACCAUGAGAUAUUUCUUUUUGAUAUAAGAAUUUUGUCCCUGUGGAGAUAUGUCAAAACUGCUGACUAAAAAGAAAAGAUUAACUGAAGAUGAGGCUAGAUUAUAUAUUGCUGAGGUAAUUCUUGCAAUUGAGUACCUUCAUUCUUAGAAUAUUAUAUACAGAGAUCUCAAGCCAGAUAAUAUCAUUAUAGAUUCUGAUGGGCAUCUUAAAUUGACAGAUUUUGGGUUAUCCAAAGAAAAUGUUGAUUCUGAAUGCCAUUCAAAUUCAUUCGUAGGAUCAUAUGCUUAUGCGGCACCAGAAAUCAUUAAGCAUAAAGCCCAUGGUAAAAGUCUUGACUGGUAUGGAGUAGGAGUGCUACUUUAUGAAUUUUUAGUUGGAGUGCCUCCUUACUACGAUAGAGACUAAGAAAAGAUGUUCAAUAACAUUGUUAAUGGAACUAUUAAAAUUCCACUAAUGCUCUCAUAUAACGCCUAAGAUUUAAUUCAGAAAUUACUUAAGAGAAAUCCCUUAGAAAGACUCGGAGCAAAUAUAAAUGGUGCUUAGGAGAUCAAAGAUCACCCAUUCUUCUCUGGAUUGAAUUGGGAUGAUGUCAUAAAUAAAACUGUUUAACCAGAGUUUAAUAAGAAAAAAAUAGUAAGAACAGAGAAGAUCCCAAUUCAGGCUUAUAUUGAAAUGAUUGGAGAAACUUCUGAGAAUCGCUAUGAAAACUGGUCAUUCAUCAGAGAAUGA